Aplosporella prunicola CBS 121167 is the source of this 1276-nucleotide messenger RNA. RefSeq lists its product as uncharacterized. The record is from RefSeq and is a predicted model, not a curated record. The coding region runs from base 22 to 1152 and encodes 376 amino acids. NCBI's taxonomy places the organism in Eukaryota, Fungi, Ascomycota, Dothideomycetes, Botryosphaeriales, Aplosporellaceae. The transcript has 4 exons.
CAGCUCUUUGCACUAGACGAAAUGACUGACGCAAGCUUUGAAAAGCCAACCCUGAGCCGGGAGACUUUGGAACAACAAAACAUCUUCUUCGACGAGGACUUCUAUCAAGAUGCCGACGAGGAAGAGGACGUCGGCGACGGCAGGAUUUCAUAUUAUGAUUUGCCACAGCACGUCAACACCGUUAGGCAAGCGCUGCUGAAUUUUGAAGGCAGGAUACCCGAUUGCUGGAGCCCCCACUUCGACCAUGAUUCACUACCCGCCGACUACUUCCAACCACCAACCCCCGCCAUUGAAAAACCUGACGUCGAAGGAAUUACGUUUGAAACAUGCAAGGAUCUGAUGAAACAAGUCGAAGAGAAAAGGACGGCAUGGUCUGAGGCUGAUUGGGUACACUUUCUCCGGAGUCGUCUUUUCAAAUCAUACGAAGAUGCGUAUCCCAACAGAACAAAGUUCAAUAAUUUGUUCGAUCGUUGGUCUUCGGGCCAAAACAUAUGCUGGGAGGAGUUGCGAGAACGGCCUCACUUCGAUCCGUAUUUAACGUUUCCCACUGCACCCAAGCCAGAUCUGACAUUUGGCUUCCCCGUUAUUGAUUCCAGCGACCGACUGCCGAACGGAUUUGCACAAGAAACAUCCGUCCAGAACUUCUCCGAGAAGAUUCUAUCGGAUCUAAUUGGUGCAGGCGUCAUCCCGACGGUCACUACUGGCCUGCGAAUCAAAUGCAACAGAGGCAGCCGCAAGAUGUUCGAUGCUGACAAUUUAUGUUUUCCGUGGGCAGUUUUCGAAUCAAAACGUUCUGGUCUCGGUAGUUCUGGGAGAGAACGUUGCUACUGCCAGGCAGCAAAUGCCAGUUCCGCGGCUCUUACCCUACUGGAAGGCCUCUUUCGAAAGACAUAUGGCCAAUUGCCUAACGACCUCGGCCCAAUCAUUGCAUUUACAAACACUGGUGCAGCCUUUAGGGUGUGGUUGACUUUCCAGACAAAAUAUGGCAAACACAUGAUGGUGUGUAUAUGGGAGAGCUCUCUUGACUGUAUAUGGGGAAUCUUAUCAACCUCCAUCAUCAUUGCGAACAUGCACAUCUGGGCAUCACGUGUUCUCAAAUCAAGGAUUUCCGCUUGCAUCAGCGAGUUUCGACGAAAGCGCCAUGUAGGAUAGCUACCGAGAAAGAAUUCGUCACCUUGGGACCGCCAACUGACUCCAAAGUUCCAGACGAGGAUGAAUUCUUACCAAGGAGCCUCAGCGCAAAGUCCAGCUGGAAAGAGUUCAAAAACAUGCCCGC